AUGGUUUCAUUUCUGUUCUUCAGGAAGGCUCAAAGAAGCAUAGAUAUUGAAGUCGAUGAAUCAUAGCUAACUCCAUCAGAUUAUACUAUUUGCGUUAAGAAUAUUCCAAAUUUAAAUCAGGAUUACAAGGAAGUGUUGAAGAAUAUAUUUUAGAAUUAUGCUGCUGAUGGAAGGGAAUUAACUGUGACUAAGAUUGUAUUGGUGUAUAAUUUAGACGAAGUAAUCGAAUUGGAGGAAUCAUUAAAAGAAAUGAUAAGGGAGAAAUAGGAGUAUUUAUUGGAGAAUGGGAUGAAUUUUGCAGAUUUCAAAGUUAAGUAGUUGGAUGAGAAGCUAGAGUCUUUGGAAUAGAAGAUUCAUUAGAAAGAACAUGAACUUUUUAUUAAUAAAGAUAAGUUUGCAGGAAUAGCAUUUAUAAGUUUUUUGACUGAAGAAAUGAAGUAGUUGGUAUUGUAACAUAAUCCUCAUACAUCAUGGGAGAGAAUCAAGGCAUUUUUUAAUAAUGGAUUGACAGGGGAUGUAAAAGAAAAGGGUUUGAUUUUUGAGGGACAUAAAUUAUAUGUAGAAGAAGCACCAGAACCUAAUGAUGUAGAUUGGGAAUUCAUUCAUAUCUAAACCGGAUAGAAAGUGAAGGCACGUGUUAUUGCAUGGUCAAUAUCUAUAAGUUUUAUGGCUGGUUGUUUCUUUUUAAUUUGGUUUUUGAGUGAGUUGGCAGAGAGAAUGAAUGAGUAAGUGGAAGAAUAAGAGAAAAAGGGUAUUAAGGACUCAUUGACUUAGACAAUAGCAUUUUUAACAAGUUAGUCUAUUUCUUGGACUGUCGUAUUUUUUAAUAAGUUUGUAAUUGGAAAGGUGUAUCAUUUAAUAGUUGAUUUGGAGAAAAUAUCAAAUAAGACUAAAUUCAAUAUCAGUUUUGCUAGAAAACAGUCAGUUGCUUUGUUUAUUAAUACUGCUUUAAUAUCAUUGGUGAUAGAUUUCUAUUUGACAGGGAAUGUAAUUGGUAAAGGUGGUUUUAUUUAUAAUGAAUCUAAUGUGUUCUUACUUAAUGCAUUUAUUCCACCUAUUGUUUGGUUUGUGGACCCUUGGAGUAUCUAGAAGGAUUAUCAAAGGUAGAAAUAAUAGAAGAAUGUAAAGAAUUGUGUGUUGACUCAACAAGAGGCAAAUGACAAUUAUGGAAAUGCCUGA
This is a messenger RNA of Paramecium tetraurelia, 1179 nucleotides long. RefSeq lists its product as uncharacterized. Lineage: Eukaryota; Ciliophora; Oligohymenophorea; Peniculida; Parameciidae. The record is from RefSeq and is a predicted model, not a curated record. The transcript has a single exon. Gene Ontology annotation, molecular function: calcium-activated cation channel activity. Gene Ontology annotation, cellular component: plasma membrane.